CACACACACACACACACACACAACAUAAACACACACACUUUUUUAUGAAUGGGAUGACGUCAUUAACAUCCCCUCCCCCACCGCUGCGGGAAAAACCUCACGAUCAGAGAGACACGCAUCAUCUUCCUCUUCAUCAGUGAACGUCAGAGACACACGCAUCAUCUUCCUCUUCCUCUUCAUCAGUGAGCGUCAUCAUAAGCUCCAGCUGAGCGCACUCCCUCCGGUCCUGGAUAAUUCCUGACAACACUGCGAUCAUCACUACAACCACAGGGACCGGCUAGUCACUGGAGUGCAGCGAGAUAAAGGUUUACAUUGCUGAACUGUUCACGUGUGGAGCGUCACCGACUAGUACCUGGAAGAGCUGGACGACAGGGUGGCAUCAUGGCUCUAAUUACUGGAUGGUACCAGUCUAAUGCCUGGAUAGGAGCGGACUGACUCAGCCUGUGGGGACAGUGUUCUUCCUGAACAUCAUCCUCAUUAAAUGAGUCCGUGCCGGGGCCUGGGAUCUGGCUAACACCUGGCAGAUCCUCACCUCCACAGUGCCCUCGGACCUGGUCAUUUGGUGAAGCCUCCCCCAGGGACCAGGGUAAUCUCUGGAUCCGAGUCUCUGGCAUGUUCUGUUUCUGCCUGCAGAGCUCCCUGCUGAAGCUCCAGGGACCGGAGGUGGAGGGGGGGCCCUCGCGGGGUCCGUCCCCAGAGGAGAGCCCCCCUGCCCUGGGCAGCAAGGGGCAGAGGAGCCCCUGUGGGCCCGCGGAGCUCCGAGGGAAGGAGGAGAAGACCCGGGUCCUGUGUCACGGUGUCCCCCCCGAGGACAGCCGACAGACAGAGCUGCUCCCGGUCCUGGGCAGAACCCCCCAGUCCCCCAGACUCCAGCCCAGCCAGCAGCCCCUGACCCCCGAUGGAGCGCUGCCCCCCGCUCCUCCCCGCUCCCCCUACUCCCCCCGGAGGAGCAGCCCCAGAUGUGAGGGGGUGGGAGAAGGUGGGGGAGGAGAAGGAGGGGCUCUGCUCCAGCUGCUGGCGGGGGGGCCCAGCCCCCUCCCCUCCCCAAGAUGCCUGAGCAGCCUGAGGUUCAACUGUGACACGGACACGCCUCCAUCCCCCCCCUGCAGCCAGCAGUACAGACUGUCUCGGGGUCGGGGGGACAGGACGGAGGCAUUGGAGGACGACUGCCCCCCCGCCAUCCCCCUCCUCACCAGACAGAUUCAGACGCUGAAGAAGAAAGUUCGAAAAUUUGAGGAUCAGUUUGAGCAGGAGAUGAACUACAAGCCGUCGCACAACGACAAAUAUUCAAACCCAGAGAUGAUCCGAGUGAUGAGCGAGCUGGCCCAGGCCCGGAAGCAGCUGAAAGAGCGCAGACUCAGGCAGUCGGUGUUUGAGUCCACGGAGCCGGACGGGUCCGAGAACAUCUGCAGGUCCAGCUCCGGGCAGCAGGGGGCGACAGAGCACAAACCAACUCAGGAGGAAACAGUGGAGUCUCUGUUCAGACGUCUGCGAGAGAAGAGACACGAGCUGGGUCUGCCCGACAACAUGAAGGAGAUGACCCAGGCUCAGAUGGUGCUGGAGAAGAUCACGCUGCAGAAAUGUCUUCUGUACUUUGAGAGUCUUCAUGGUCGACCAGGAACCAAUCAGGAGAGGAACCUGGUGAAGCCUCUGUACGACAGAUACCAGAUGAUCAAACGUUCACUGUGCGCCAGCCCCAUCACCACCAUCGAGGAAGAGGACGGAUCUGAUGAAGACUCCAUGAGCUCAGUGACGGUGGUGGAACGUCCUGUCCUCCGUCCUCUCAGAGCAGCCCGUCCUCCAGCCGGGGAGGAGGACAGCGACAGGGACAGCGACCCGGCCUUCGUGUCCCCGAUAGACGAAGUGAAAGCCGUCCGUCCACAAGCGGCGGUCACCACGUCCAACCUGCACGAAGCCUCCAGGUCUCAGCUGCGUCAGAGUCUGCGGGAGACGAGAGCCGAGAAGAAGACGAGGCGUAAAGCUCUGAGAGUGUUCGAGGACCAGUUCCACCGUCAGACCGGGAGAAUCUGCCAGAAAGAGGAUCGCACCCCCAUGAGAGAAGAAUACCAGGAGUACAAACAGCUGAAAGCUAAACUGCGGCUGCUGGAAGUUCUGCUCAGCAAACAGGACGUCAGCAGACCCAUGUGAGAGAGGACGGAUGUGCCGUCAAUCAUCACGAUCAGAUCCCAACGUGUUUGACAGCUGAACGUUCGGGGACGUCUGGAGCUCGGUCCGUCUUCCUCCAGGAACCGACUGGGCGCGGCCUCCUCUUCAGACGGGACAUUUAGAGAAAGUGUAAAUAGAGUUUUCUAGAGCAGUGGUCUCUGUUGUGUCUGCUCCAGUGUGAACCAGCGUCCUUCAGGAUCGGUUCACAUGAAUUAUUGUGAAACUGCCUUUAUUCCAUUCAGUAACUGAAAUUUAUUCUCUGUGUGAUUUUCGCCUUUGAUUUAAGGGACCAAACAUUUUUAUAGAGACUAAACAAGUUUUCAGACUGGAGGCACUUUAAGGAGAAUACUUCAUUAGGAAGGUAGAAGAAGGACAGAACAAAGAAGAAGAAGAAGAAGAAGAAGGUCGGGCUGACGCUGUGCUAGCUGUAACAAACUGAACCCUCAGGUAGUGAGCUGGUCACAGCAGCAGGAGGUCGAUGGAGGGAUGGAGCUCGUGGCCGCUGGGCCGAGCAGAGAAGUAGAAGAACAGUAGACGGCGGCUGGCACCUUGACGCUGGUGGCCACCUGCCAAUAAACCAAACAAAGAAGAAGGACAAGAAGAAGAAAGAGAAAUAGAGCAGUAGGUGGCGGUAAUCCACCUUGACGUUGAACAAUGAAGAAGAAGAAGAACGUCUGAGAGUCGAGAACAAAGUUAUUUGAUCUAAAAUCUCAUGAGGUCACGAAGUCUGUUCGACUCGUACUUUGCUCGAUUACAUUUGUAAAUCUACAUCUUCCUAAUAACUUAACUGAGGAAAUUCUUUGAUGUUCAAAGGCUCCAGAUCCAGUGUUAAUCUCAUGGAGAGCUGGGCCCUGGUUUCACAAAGGUAAACGUGACAAACCAAACAACGUCCCAGUUCACAUCUGGAACAGCUGCUGAUGUUCAGUGAAAUCUCAACUGGAAAACUUUGAGGAUGAAGAUGCAAUUUACAAAUUAUUGUCCAUAAACUAUAUGUGAAGAAAAUAUAUCACAGCACUUUGUUAAGAGAAUUUA
Messenger RNA from Platichthys flesus (European flounder), 3198 nucleotides. It is a transcript of the gene fam13c, whose product is annotated as family with sequence similarity 13 member C. The record is from RefSeq and is a predicted model, not a curated record. The transcript has 11 exons. Lineage: Eukaryota; Metazoa; Chordata; Actinopteri; Pleuronectiformes; Pleuronectidae. The coding region runs from base 613 to 2148 and encodes 511 amino acids.